Sphaeroforma arctica JP610 is the source of this 1014-nucleotide messenger RNA. RefSeq lists its product as hypothetical. The transcript has a single exon. The coding region runs from base 1 to 1014 and encodes 337 amino acids. Lineage: Eukaryota; Ichthyosporea; Ichthyophonida. The record is from RefSeq and is a predicted model, not a curated record.
AUGUAUUACAAUGUAAUGCAGUUUUUGUCUACUGGAGGAGCUACAAUCGCUGUACCAUCUACGCCGGCUACGAAUAUCCGAUUGGGGUCUAAUCCAAGUGCAUUCCAAGGUACCGCAACUUGGCGUGAGUACAAUCCUUAUGCCAGACGCCUAUUUGGGAGAACAAUCUUACCAGUAUGCACUGCUACAUACCUCACCAUCGCGCUUAUACUGUAUUUUGCCACCAUAUGUAAUUGGGCGUGCAAAGAUAUCCUUACAUUCGUAUUCACACCAAUUGCUGCAUCGUUGGCCCUACUUGUGACCAUGUGGACUGGCAGUAUGGCAUAUCGCUUGCGGAAACAUCCGGUGGUAAUCAACAGGGGUUUGGUCUAUGUGGUACAGGUUCAUGUAGGAACUCUACUCGGUAUUCCUGUCGUAUGCGUGUUUGCGUUACAACAUGCAGGUAUCUUCACACCGAUUUCAGCCGAAUUGACGAUACUGAAUACGUACAGCAGUUUCUGUACCUUUACUUUUUUCUCAGCAGUGAUAGCACGACAGCGGCAGAUUAUACACUUAUUUGGCCUUUCGAGCUACAGAGACGCGCCGAAGAACAAGUAUAGAAACACAGUGUUCUACAUAGGGACCAUGUACGUUGUGGCCAACAUUGCCAGUGUACUUUUUAUAUAUCUGUGGGGAGAUACUGACUACAGCUACCUACCCGUACUGUUAGUCGACUUCCUCUGCAUGCUGAUGUGGUUUAUCUGUGCGUAUCAGUCACGGCACGCCAGCGCCCGGUUCUCGGACUUCGACCAACUCCGCCGUUUGGUGGUCAUGGUUGGAAUGGGUUUGAUCAUUACGAUCAUAUGGGGCUAUGCGCAACACGAAGCAUUCAUAGUGCAGAGUAUGGUGACCUUGAUGCUGAUGAUUGUCUUCCUACUGGACUCGUACCUCUCUCUCUUCCGCUUUAUCCAAUGUAAGUGGUUGUCUGUUCGCCGAUGCCUGUUUCCGUCUUUAUACAUGUAUAUGUAUAUAUAG